Messenger RNA from Sander lucioperca (pikeperch), 1533 nucleotides. RefSeq lists its product as uncharacterized. Gene Ontology annotation, molecular function: nucleic acid binding. Bases 77 to 1531 code for a protein of 484 amino acids. The transcript is spliced from 9 exons. NCBI's taxonomy places the organism in Eukaryota, Metazoa, Chordata, Actinopteri, Perciformes, Percidae. The record is from RefSeq and is a predicted model, not a curated record. Gene Ontology annotation, biological process: DNA integration.
UCUUGACCAUAGAAAGCCAGGGAAGAAGAGACCUUGACCAAGACAAGACGGUUUAUGAGACAGAAUUACAGCAGCAAUGGAUGACGGUAACGUUAAUGACUUUGGGCAGCAGCCUCAGGACAGUUGUGCGGACACUCUCAGAAGGCAGGUCUUGUUGAGGCUGCUUUCCAAAUUUGAAAUGGGACUCGCCAGACAGCCCAUAGACCUUGAUUAUUUUGAGUUUACAUGUAGGCAAGAGCUAUAUCUCUGCAAUGCAUUGUCACGCCAUUUCAAUGUACCUGCAGAGAUACUGCAGGCCCUGGAUGAGUUUUUUAAAGCAGUAAAGGAGCGCCUGGAGUUGACCGAUGUACAUAUUACACCAAACACAGUACCUGGAGCGAUGGGGCGUCCCAUGCUUGAUGUCGACAGGGACAGCAUUGAGGAGCUCCUGGAAUUGGACCUGCCUGUGCCCUGCAUCUCAAAGAUGCUGGGUGUGUCGAGGAGAACCUUAUUUAGGAGGUUGAAGGAAUUUGAACUUUCAGCUAGGAGAUACAGUGUUAUAGAUGAUGACGACUUGGACAAUGUUGUGCAACAGAUCAAAGAUGAAAUGCCAACUGCAGGCUACCGCAUGGUCAAGGGGAGGCUACGAUCUAUUGGGAUCAAUGUCCAGUGGAGGAGAGUGGCUGCAUCACUACACCGUGUGGACUCUGUGGGCAUCCUCUCAAGACUUGCUGGGUUAGGCUGCAUCAUACGCAGGACCUAUUCUGUCAGAGGACCCCUUUCUCUGUGGCAUGUGGACACAAACCACAAAUUAAUCAGGUACAACAUUGUACUGUUUGGUGCAGUGGACGGGUACUCCAGGAAGGUGAUGUGCCUGAGUGCCGCCACCAACAACCUGGCAUCCACUGCAUUUUCUGCCUUCAAGAAGGCUACUGAGCGGCAUGGCAUUCCCUCAAGAGUCAGAGGUGAUCAAGGCGUUGAGAAUGUUGACAUUGCCAGAUUCAUGUUCAGCGUUCGGGGAACUGACAGGGGAAGCUUCAUGUCAGGGAAAAGUGUUCAUAAUCAAAGGAUUGAACGUCUGUGGCGGGAUGUCAGGACCUGUGUCACCUCAAAGUAUUACAACACGCUUCGGAGUCUGGAGUGGGAUCAGCUACUUGACGUUUCCUCCACAGAAGACCUUUUCUGCGUCCACAUGGUAUUCCUCCCAAAAUUGGAGAUUGACCUUGAACAUUUUGUGGAAGGUUGGAACCACCAUCCAAUCCGGACAGAAAAUAACAGGACUCCCGAGCAGUUAUGGCAGUUGGGUUUGAUGAACACCGAUAUUGAACAGCCUGAAAAUAUUGAGGACAUUGAGGAGCCAGACAUUGACUGGGACAUUGCCACAGACCACGAUGGUGAGAUGGAAGGGGCGAUUGUGGUUCCUGAAAUUGAUUGUCCUUUGAGUGAGGAACAAAGGGAAGGUGUUCAGUCACUCAUUCAAGACAAUGACCCAGUUACACCUGCAAGGGAACUGUACUUGCUAUGCCGUGAAUAUUUGUUUGGCACAGGUUAAUA